AUGGCAACAAACAUGGAGGAAGAACUUGUGAAAACCCGCAUCUGUAUGAUUUCUGAUACCCACACAUGUGCGCCGCUUCCUCCAGUAGAGAUGUCUACGCCGUACAGACGCCCCUUGCCUUCGGCUGACGUCCUGCUUCACGCUGGCGAUUUAACGUUCAUCGGCUUGCAAAAGGAACAUCAGUGUAUGGUCGACAUGCUGAAAGAGGCCGACGCAGAGCUGAAGAUUGUAAUCGCCGGGAAUCAUGACAUAACUCUUGAUCAAGAAUACUACAACACCUAUGGAGAAGCACGACACCGAGGGUCUAUUGAAGACGUUGCCAGGAUCCGAGAUUUAUACUGCGGGGAAGAAGCGAGGAGGCACGGCAUCGUUUACAUGGACGAGGGACUGCGGACAUUCAAACUGAAGAAUGGAGCUCAGUUUACAGUGUAUGCAAGUCCAUACCAGCCAGCCUUCUGCAACUGGGCAUUUGGAUACGAACACCAUGUUGAUCGUUUCAACACUUCCGCCGCUGAUGCCCCCUUCCAGGCUCCGAAUCCGGUUCCAUCUUUUCCUAACGUGCAUAUAAUGUUGACCCAUGGGCCGCCAGAGGGUAUCUUGGAUCUGGUUUCUGGAAAUAUGAACAUGUGGACCUUCCGCUGGCGCCAAAGGAGGAGCUUGACAAAUAAACUGAAAGAACUUGGCGAUUAUUCACGUAAAGUGAUAAAACCACUUUUCACGUUUAUUUACGUUACUGGUGGCAUUUCCCGUAUUCUAUUUUCUCUUGACAUAUUGAACGGAAUCACAGAUGGAAAUCUCAACCAUCACAACAUUCGUACCGAUCAAUGCCCAUCAACGAUGGAGGGAACCCUGCUAGAAGCUGUGGAAGAGGCCUGGGACACAUAUUUGAACCGUUGCACCGAAAAUGUAUCGAUGCUUACGCCCAACAUGAAAAUCAACGAAAGGGCUUUUAGCCUUGUGCCAUGUUUUGAGCAUGUGGAACGUUAUCCGGGGGAUCCUCUCAGAAAUCCAGAAUCGUUUUUACUCGCCAUCUACGAUCAAACGACGGCAGCGAACCCUCCGACCGGAGACAUUGAAAUAUCCGCCGAGUCAGGAGAGCCGGGAGUGAUAUUCAAUUAUCUGGCGAUCCAAAGGAAGGUCUACCGUCUUCGUCGGACAUUGUCCCUGGAGCAUAAGCGCGUUUUCGACGAUCUUACCAUGCUACGGACGCGAUACUUUGCGGCUUUCCUGAAACUAAUCAUAUGCCUUCCGCAGUACUACGACACGCGCGCAGAAAGAAUAAUGUUGGAAGAGGAGCAGAGAAUGAAAUUGCGCGGCGACUGGAAGUCAACGGGAAUGGGCUAA
This is a messenger RNA of Uncinocarpus reesii 1704, 1344 nucleotides long. RefSeq lists its product as uncharacterized. The transcript is spliced from 3 exons. The coding region runs from base 1 to 1344 and encodes 447 amino acids. The record is from RefSeq and is a predicted model, not a curated record. NCBI's taxonomy places the organism in Eukaryota, Fungi, Ascomycota, Eurotiomycetes, Onygenales, Onygenaceae. Gene Ontology annotation, molecular function: hydrolase activity.